ACUCUCGCGCAGGUUAGUAGAGUGCGGAGGGUAGAGUCAGACCCAGCGGGUGGUUCGCGUAGAGGGUUGCGAAUGGUGCGGGUAUAGUGGGGUGCCUCGAAACUAGUUCCCGUUGAGUCCGCUGCGCGAUAUUAGCGCGUGGCGGUGCAAUAACGUCCGCGUCGGGUUUGUCUAAUCGCGGCAGUCUUCGAGAAGAACCUUUUCUGGCAGUAAAAACAGUGCCAGACUCGGUGUGUUCUCAGACUUGGUGAACCAAGUGAAUUACCAAGUGAUCGGGUAUAGCUGGAUACCAGGUAUAGCAGGAACGAGGGAUAGGAAAACGUUGACAGAUGAACUAGAGUGCUAGUGGCGACCAAGUGAAAGACAGAGAGAGGGUGAGAUCGUCAGGGAUCGAGAAAGUGGGGUGGUUAUCGAGAGAAACAACCCGAUCAGAGAAAUAAGAGAGAAAGAGAGGGAGGGAUAACGACGACAAAGACCAAAAGACGAACGUAGUGAGAGAGAGAGAGAGAGAGAGAGAGAGAGUGAGUGAGUGAGUGAGAGAGAGUAAGAGAGAGAGAGAGAGAGAGAGACGUGCGCGCGCGCGUGUAUGUGCCAGAAGGAACUGUCAGACAAAGGAAGUGGAAAGGAAGACCUUUGGUCGGUCCUUCGGUGAGGAAAGUUAAGGGUACGAAGGACGGUCUGGAAGGUAGGAAAGACGGAAGGAUCGUAGUCAGACGAAGCAGCAAUAAAAGGGUUGACAGUAGUAACGAAAAGGUAGAACGCGUCGGGUCUGUCCCCCAGGAAGGGACCGUCGCGCGCAACGCGAUCAAUUUUCGUUGCGACGCGGGCGGCGAGACUGGUGUAAAGGAAGAAGAAAUGACGACUGCAGCGAGAUACCGAUAACCGGCCAGAUAAUGUUGUCGCAGAGCAAGUUUUACGCUCUCUUUAUCCACUACACGUUUGUGUAGCGCGACACGGGGCGGGUCCUUGCCGCUGCGGUGAAGAACAGUGGAGUCGGAAGAGGUGGUGGAGGCGCGACGAGUACAAAGAAGAAGAAGAAGAAGAAGAAGAAGAAGAAGGGAGGGAACGUGGAAAGAGUUGUUCGCCUGGUGGAGAUUCACGGAAGUCGAAAAGGACGUGCCGUUAUUGAAAUCGUAACGGAUAGAAGGAGAAAACCAACAAGAGAUACAGAGAAGAAAGAAGAAAAGCGAAAGGGACACCCAGAGAAUACAAAGAGAAAGACAGAAAAAAAGUUUGUCGUCGUACGGUGUUCAGUUAACAGUGUCGUUGCUUGACAGUGUGCUAUUCUUGCCGAAGCUGAAGAAGCAAGGCCCGCGGAGGUAUCUCAGAACCCGCCCCUCCUCGACGUCGCAGUGCCUCUUCUCCAUUAACGCUACGUCGUGUUUCUUUUCGUUCAAAUCGCGACUAUCCACGCUAUUGGAGAAACUCCUCGACCAUAAGUAUCGAUCGACUCGAAGAUCAGACUAUGUUAUUUCGAAUAACGGAUUGAUCGCACCCGUCGCUUCAUUCACACGUCGGACAUGAAAAAUCUUGGUUCGCGUUGGACGGUCCCCGACAUAGCACGCACUGCCGCAGCGCGUUCGUCAUUUCUCGUCGCCAUUUCGUCGGAACGAGAUUCAAAUAGCAAAAGCAGCCGCCGCAGCAGCAGCCGCCGCAGCAGCAGCAGCAACAGCAACAGCAGUAACGAUAGCAGCAAUAGCCGCGUUAGUUACAAAUCAGGAAGAAAGAACGUUAGAUACAGUAGUAUCGGUAAGGAAAGUAUCGACAGAAGGAUUUGCGUCACGGCGAUCGACAAGAAGAAAAGGGAAAAGAAGAGCGUCGGUAGAUCGGCAGUCGACGUGCUGCACGAAGCGCAUUUAUCCGUCCGAUCGUACGUAACGGCGUCGUCGAAUCGCAUCGACGGCACGACGCAUUCCGAAUCGACGCCCAGGUACCGGCCCCUAGCCGGCAAAUCGCGCGGUCUUCAACAUCGGUCUCGUCCUCGUCAGCCGCAGCCGCAGCCACCCCAACAGCCACUCUAUCACACCCCCGCAUCGUGGGACACGCGCACAUUACACUUCAGGAACUGUUAGCACCGAUCAAAAGAAGGUGGCUCAGCUGUGUGCAGCUUAGACAAUGUCCGAAGAUUCUGACUCUGUAUCAGAGGAAGAAAGAAGUUUGUUCCGUCCGUUCACGCGGGAGUCCCUGGCAGCGAUCGAGGCUCGCAUCGCCGAGGAACAUGCCAAGCAGAAGGAGCUCGAGAAGAAGAGAGCGGAAGGCGAGGGAGGUUUUGGACGGAAGAAAAAGAAAAAAGAAGUUCGGUAUGACGACGAGGACGAGGACGAGGGUCCUCAGCCGGAUCCGAUGCUCGAGCAAGGAGCACCGAUCCCGGUCCGACUGCACAGCUCAUUUCCACCCGAGUUGGCCUCCACACCUCUCGAGGAUAUCGAUACCUUCUAUCAUAACCAAAGGACCUUCGUCGUCAUCAGCAGGGGAAAGGACAUAUUCAGGUUCUCAGCGACAGAUGCGAUGUGGAUCCUCGACCCGUUCAACCCGAUACGACGCGUGGCCAUUUACAUAUUGGUUCACCCACUCUUCUCCCUCUUCAUUAUCACUACAAUAUUGGUUAACUGCAUACUCAUGAUCAUGCCCACUACGCCCGUCAUCGAGUCUACGGAAGUGAUAUUUACGGGCAUCUACACAUUUGAGUCCGCCGUUAAGGUGAUGGCGAGGGGUUUCAUUCUGCAGCCUUUUACCUAUCUUAGAGAUGCAUGGAAUUGGCUCGACUUCGUAGUUAUAGCUUUAGCUUAUGUGACGAUGGGCAUAGAUCUAGGCAACCUUGCCGCUCUCAGGACAUUUCGAGUCCUCCGAGCCUUGAAGACUGUCGCUAUUGUACCAGGUCUGAAAACCAUUGUCGGCGCUGUGAUAGAAUCCGUGAAGAACCUGCGCGAUGUGAUAAUCCUGACGAUGUUCUCUCUUUCCGUCUUUGCGUUGAUGGGCCUCCAGAUUUACAUGGGGGUGCUCACGCAAAAAUGUAUAAAGAACUUUCCCGAGGACGGCUCCUGGGGUAAUCUCACCGAUGAAAACUGGGAGCGAUUCGUUAGUAAUGAAACUAAUUGGUACGUGGACGAGUCGAAAAACAUGCCCUUGUGUGGGAAUUCAUCUGGAGCAGGGCAGUGCCUUCCUGGCUACACGUGUUUACAAGGAUACGGUGAUAAUCCAAAUUAUGGUUACACGAGUUUCGACACCUUCGGUUGGGCCUUACUUUCUGCGUUUCGUCUGAUGACUCAAGAUUACUGGGAGAAUCUCUAUCAGCUGGUACUAAGAUCGGCCGGUCCGUGGCACAUGUUGUUCUUCAUUGUCAUCAUUUUUCUUGGUUCAUUUUAUCUGGUCAACUUGAUUCUUGCCAUUGUCGCGAUGUCGUACGACGAAUUGCAAAAGAAAGCUGAGGAAGAGGAAGCCGCCGAAGUGGAAGCCAUACGUGAAGCUGAGGAAGCAGCGCUAGCAAAGGAGAACAAGUUAGCAGCACGAGCACAGGCAGCGGCGAGGGAGGCGGCUGCCGCGGCCGCAGCAGUCGCCGCUGAUCAAAUCGUGAAAUCUUCAUCGGACUUUUCCUGCCACAGCUACGAGUUAUUCGUUGGUCAAGAAAAGGGCAACGACGAUAACAAUAAAGAGAGAAUGAGCAUGCGUUCGAUCGAAUCGGUCAGCGAGCACAGGGUGAAACAGAUCAACAACCAUACGACCACCACUAAAGUGCGGAAAGUCAGCGCCGUCUCUCGCGCCGCUAAUGGCCAGUUUACUUAUGCCUACCAGGAAAGCCUGCGGAAGGCGAGCCUUAGUCUGCCUGGCUCACCGUUCAAUCUUCGCCGUAGCAGCCGUGGUAGCCAUCAGUUCACGAUCAGGAAUGGUCGUGGUCGUUUCGUCGGACCACCGGGUGGUGACAGGAAGCCAUUGGUACUCUCUACUUUCCUGGAUGCUCAGGAACAUCUGCCCUACGCGGACGACUCGAAUGCUGUCACGCCGAUGUCCGAGGAGAAUGGCACGAUCGUGGUGCCGGUUUACUAUGCUAAUCUUGGAUCCAGACACUCGUCGUACACCUCCCAUACAUCUAGGAUGUCGUACACGUCUCACGGCGAUCUGAUCGGUGGAAUAGCGAACGCGGGCAAACCCAUGACCAAGGAGAGCCAGCUGAGAAUCAGAUCCGUCAGGCCUCCGUCUGUAAACGGACACUUUACGGACUCUAAUCAGAAAUAUCAUUACGAAGGUGACCUGGAGGAUCCCAUGGGCAAGGCGAAACAACAAGACAAUCCGUUUAUAGAGCCCUCUCAACAGCAUGCCGUGGUUGAUAUGAAAGACGUGAUGGUACUCAACGACAUCAUAGAGCAAGCAGCAGGACGUCAAAGUAGAACACCGGAACAAGGAGACGACGAUGAAGAAGGGCCGACAUUCAAGGAUAAACUGUUGGCCGCUGUUUUACGUUGCAUCGAUACCUUCUGCGUAUGGGAUUGCUGCUGGUUGUGGCUUGAAUUUCAAAAAUACGUGUCUCUUUUGGUGUUCGAUCCAUUCGUAGAAUUGUUCAUCACCCUCUGUAUCGUCGUUAACACGCUCUUCAUGGCGUUGGAUCAUCACGAUAUGGACAAGGACAUGGAACGAGUGCUCAAGACAGGAAACUAUUUCUUCACGGCAACAUUUGGUAUCGAAGCAACGUUGAAAUUGAUAGCAAUGAGUCCAAAGUACUACUUUCAAGAGGGAUGGAACAUUUUCGACUUUAUCAUCGUCGCUCUUUCACUUCUGGAAUUAGGAUUAGAGGGUGUUCAAGGUCUCUCCGUGUUACGAUCGUUCAGAUUGCUAAGAGUGUUCAAACUAGCAAAAUCCUGGCCUACGUUGAAUCUGCUGAUAUCCAUCAUGGGCAGAACAGUGGGUGCACUGGGUAAUCUGACGUUCGUAUUGUGUAUCAUCAUAUUUAUUUUCGCCGUGAUGGGUAUGCAAUUGUUUGGCAAGAACUACACGGACCACGUCGAUCGAUUUCCCGAUGGCGAUCUACCAAGAUGGAACUUCACCGAUUUCAUGCAUUCGUUCAUGAUAGUUUUUCGUGUACUAUGCGGAGAAUGGAUCGAGUCUAUGUGGGAUUGUAUGCUUGUGGGAGAUGUUUCAUGUAUACCAUUCUUUCUGGCCACUGUUGUCAUCGGCAAUCUGGUUGUGCUGAAUCUCUUCUUGGCCUUGUUACUCAGCAACUUUGGUUCGUCGAAUCUUUCGGCGCCGACUGCGGACAACGAUACGAACAAGAUCACCGAGGCGAUCAAUCGAAUAACACGUUUUGUUAAGUGGAUCAAGCGAAAUUUCCUUUAUCUUGCUAAAAUGAUGCGAGCCAAACUCACCAAUCAGAUAUCCGAUCAGGCGCCAGAUGGAAUUGAUCGGGAUGGGAACCUAGAUCUUGCAGAUGGUGAGCUCGAUGCCUAUAGAGAUAAAAAGAGUGCCAAGGAGCUGAAUCAACUAGAAGUUGCUAUUGGGGAUGGAAUGGAAUUUACUAUUCAUGGAGAUUUAACGAAUAAAUUGAAGAAGGGUAAAUUGUGCCUGAACAACAGCAAAGUUAUAGCAAAUUCGAUCAACCAUCGUGACUAUAGAUUGGACAACGAUUAUAUUAAUCAAAACGAGGAGGACACUAUCAGUAACAAAUCGUAUGGCAGUCAUAAAAAUAGAGCGUUCAAGGAUGAAAGUCAUAAGGGUAGUAAAGAUCCACUGGACGGCGAAGAAAAGAAGGAUGCGAGCAAAGAAGACCUAGAACAAGAAGAAGAUCUUGGAGACGAAGGGGAAGAAGAAGGUGAAGGAGAAGGCGAUUUAGGGGACGCAAUUAUUCAGGCAGACGAGGAUCCGAUCGAGCCUGAUUAUCCAGCUGACUGUUGUCCAGAAAAUUGUUACAAAAGGUUCCCAUUCUUGGCUGGUGACGACGAUGCUCCAUUUUGGCAGGGUUGGGCGAACUUGAGACUGAAGACCUUCCAACUAAUCGAGAACAAGUAUUUUGAGACUGCCGUCAUUUUGAUGAUUCUUUUGAGUAGUAUGGCUCUCGCCUUGGAAGAUGUGCAUCUUCAACAACGACCCAUUCUGCAAGAUAUCUUGUAUUACAUGGACCGAAUAUUUACUGUGAUUUUCUUCAUCGAAAUGUUAAUCAAAUGGUUGGCUCUUGGCUUCAAAAAAUACUUCACGAACGCUUGGUGUUGGCUCGAUUUCAUCAUCGUCAUGGUGUCACUCAUUAACUUCGUAGCGUCGCUCUGUGGCGCUGGCGGGAUCCAAGCCUUCAAAACAAUGAGGACCCUAAGGGCCCUAAGGCCACUCAGGGCGAUGUCUAGAAUGCAGGGAAUGCGGGUUGUCGUCAACGCUUUGGUUCAAGCCAUUCCAUCCAUUUUCAACGUGUUACUGGUGUGUCUUAUCUUCUGGUUGAUCUUCGCUAUUAUGGGAGUGCAGCUAUUUGCCGGCAAAUACUACAAGUGCGUGGAUGCAAAAACAACACUCAGCUUUGAAAUAAUCCCCGAUAGAAAUGCCUGUGUGGCUGAGAAUUAUACUUGGGAGAAUUCUCCAAUGAAUUUCGAUCACGUAGGAAAAGCGUAUUUGUGCUUGUUCCAAGUGGCCACGUUCAAAGGAUGGAUUCAAAUCAUGAACGAUGCCAUUGAUUCUAGAGAGCUCAACAAACAACCAAUUCGUGAAACAAACAUCUACAUGUAUUUCUAUUUUGUAUUCUUCAUUAUAUUUCGGAUCGUUUUUACCCUUAAUCUAUUUCAUUGGUGUGAUCAAUCGACAACAUUUAACGAGCAAAAGAAGAAGGCCGGAGGUUCCCUUGAAAUGUUCUGACAGAGGAUCAGAAGGAAAUAUUAUAACGCUAUGAAAAAAAUGGGUAGCAAGAAACCACUCAAGGCUAUUCAACGUCCAAGAUGGAGGCCACAGGCUAUAGUGUUCGAAAUAGUGACGGACAAAAAGUUCGAUAUGAUAAUCAUGUGUUCUCGGCUGAACAUGCUUACGAUGACGUUGGACCAUUAUUCAACAACCCAGACAUUCAGCGAGGUUCUAGACUAUCUGAACAUGAUAUUCAUGGUGAUAUUCACCAGCGAGUGCUCUAUGAAGAUCUUCGCUCUACGUUACCACUAUUUCAGGUAGCCAUGGAACCUCUUUGAUUUUGUUGUUGUUAUAUUGUCAAUAUUAGGUCUGGUCCUGAGCGAUAUUAUCGAAAGUAUUUCGUAUCAACCGACAUUGCUUCGCGUAGUAAGGGGCAAAGUCGGUCGUGUUCUUCGACUGGUGAAAGGUGCCAAAGGGUUCGGAACUCUUCUCUUCGCCUUGGCGAUGUCGUUACCAGCUCUCUUCAAUAUUUGCCUAUUACUGUUUUUGGUGAUGGUUUAUCUUCGCGUCUUUGGAAUGUCGUUCUUAUAGCACGUCAAAGACAAAAGCGGACUGGACGAUGUAUAUAACUUUAAAAUUGGCCAGUCGAUGAUACUGCUAUUCAGGUAAUAAAUGAAUAAGAAAAACAUGUCAACGUCUGCCGGUUGGGACGGUGUCCUGGACGGUAUAAUAAACGAGGAGGACUGCCAAGAGCCAAACAACGAGAUAGGAUACCCGGGUAACUGUGGCUCAUCGACGAUCGGCAUUGCCUAUUUACUCUCGUACUUGGUCAUCAGUUUUCUGAUCGUCAUAAACAUGUACAUCGCCGUGAUCCUCGAGAAUUACUCUCAGGCAACCGAGGAUGUCCAAGAGGGCUUAACGGACGACGACUACGACAUGUACUACGAGAUAUGGCAACAGUUCGAUCCAGACGGGACACAGUACAUCAGAUACGAUCAGUUGUCCGACUUUUUGGAUGUGCUCGAGCCACCGUUGCAGAUACACAAGCCGAACAAGUAUAAGAUCGUAUCGAUGGACAUUCCCAUAUGCAAGGGAGACAUGAUGUUCUGCGUGGACAUUCUGGAUGCCCUGACGAAAGACUUCUUCGCGCGUAAGGGUAACCCGAUCGAGGAAGCGGCCGAGCUCGAUGUACAAACGCGACCAGGCGAGACUGGUUACGAGCCGGUAUCCUCGACGUUGUGGCGUCAACGGGAGGAGUAUUGCGCCCGUUUGAUACAGAACGCCUGGAGAAAGCACAAACAGCAACGUUUGGGCGGGCCGAGCGAAGAAAGCGACGACGCGGAUACGGAUCCGCGGGUGAGACAGACCGCGGUACUGGUCGAGAGCGACGGUUUCGUUACGAAGAACGGCCACAGAGUCGUGAUACACAGCCGAUCGCCGAGCGUUACCUCGAGAACCGCGGACGUCUGAUCGGCGACGUGGACGUCUCAAGCACCGCCAACGUCGUAACCCCUUGACGCUUGGCCAACCAAGCGUAGGAUAGGCGGCGUCCGUGCGACGAUCGCGACGAUCGCCGACGACAACGACCAUCGUCACCACGACGACGACACGUGGACGAGUCGAUCUCGUAGCGUCAGCCGUUUGAUACUGCUCUCACGGACCUUGCGCGCGCUCUCCAUCGACAGCCUUAUAGUUGUAUAAAAAAAAAAAAAAAAAAACACAUUCCUCCAACGAGUUGCCUUUAAAACUACUCAAAACGCUACGACCGUUGGGAGACACGUCGCUAGCUGAACACGAGCGUGCGAGCGAGGACGACGAGACGAGACGAAACGAAACGAAACAACGAAACGAAACGAACGAAACGA
Messenger RNA from Osmia bicornis bicornis, 8672 nucleotides. RefSeq names its product sodium channel protein para (gene para). The record is from RefSeq and is a predicted model, not a curated record. Gene Ontology annotation, molecular function: voltage-gated sodium channel activity; calcium ion binding. Lineage: Eukaryota; Metazoa; Arthropoda; Insecta; Hymenoptera; Megachilidae. Gene Ontology annotation, biological process: membrane depolarization during action potential; neuronal action potential; sodium ion transmembrane transport. Gene Ontology annotation, cellular component: voltage-gated sodium channel complex; plasma membrane.